AUUGGGGUUGUCUGCCUGGUGAUCGUGGAUGCCUUGUUGGUUCUCGGGGAAUUGCUCAUGGACUUGAAAAUCAUCCACCCGGACAAAUACCACAUAACCCCGAAGGUUUUCCACUACCUCUCCCUGUCCAUUCUCACCAUCUUCCUGGUCGAGGUGGGGUUUAAAGUCUUCGUGUACCACUGGGAGUUCUUCCAUCACAAGUUCGAGGUGAUGGAUGGGGUUGUCGUCAUCGUGUCCUUCAUCCUUGACGUUGUCCUCAUCUUCCACGAGAACGAGUUCGACGCCGUUGGGCUCCUGAUCCUCCUGCGGCUGUGGCGCGUGGCCAGGAUCAUCAACGGAAUAAUCUUAUCGGUGAAGACUCGCUCGGAGCAACAAGUGUCCAAGCUGAAACAAGCCAACCUCAAACUGGCAACCAGGGUGGAACAGCUGGAACACAGCUGUGUAGAGAAGGAGCAAGAAAUUGAGAGACUGACCAACAUCUUACGGCAGCACGGACUCCUCACGGAGCUCAAGUAG
Molecule: messenger RNA, 516 nt
Organism: Acanthisitta chloris (rifleman)
Lineage: Eukaryota; Metazoa; Chordata; Aves; Passeriformes; Acanthisittidae
Gene: HVCN1
Product: hydrogen voltage-gated channel 1
Exons: 4
Biological process (GO): proton transmembrane transport
Cellular component (GO): plasma membrane
Molecular function (GO): voltage-gated proton channel activity
Source: RefSeq, a predicted model, not a curated record